UCCCGUAUAUAAGGUCACUAGCAUACAAAUUAUUCUUCAGUUGUAGUUUAGUUGACUUUGACAAUCAUAAAUUUUUCAAAAUGAACAAAGCUUUUGUUUUCGUCCUUAUUGGCUUCCUUGCCAUUCAGACCAUUGAAUGUAGACCAAAAGCAGCAGCCAAAAAUACAGCAAAUUCCGUUGAAGAAGGUGAGAUAUCAAAGAAAACUCAAGAGUUCAUCAAAAAAGCUGACGAAAUUAUCUCUGGAACCGUACCUAACUCUCAACAAAUUAUUUCGAAUAUCGAACAAACCGGGGAAAAAGUCGCUAGUGGCAUUAAAGAAUUGAAUGCUGCCAUUACGAAAAAGAUAUCUGAAAACAGAGAGCCCAUUGAUAAUUUUUUGCAACAACUUUCCACUGACUUGCAUACUGCACAUGAAAAAAUUCAAGCACAAGUUUUGGGACCAAAUGGAGAAAAGAAAGCUGCCGAACUCAAAGAUAAUUUAACUCAACAGCUUAAAGAUGUUGCAGCUAAAAUUGAUCAAUUUAACAGCAAUAUCAAACCAGAAGCAGACAAAAUCAAAAAUGACGUUCUUGGUGCCCUCAACGCUUUUUUGACUAAAGCUGAAGAAGCAGCAACUACCCUCAAAAAAGCAGUAUCCGAUGCCAAAACUAAAUAAAUUAACAUCGUAUGAAUUUUUACUUGAAUGUAUUCAAUAAAAUAUAAACAAAUA
Diorhabda carinulata is the source of this 710-nucleotide messenger RNA. RefSeq lists its product as uncharacterized. The transcript is spliced from 4 exons. The record is from RefSeq and is a predicted model, not a curated record. NCBI's taxonomy places the organism in Eukaryota, Metazoa, Arthropoda, Insecta, Coleoptera, Chrysomelidae. The coding region runs from base 81 to 656 and encodes 191 amino acids.